Messenger RNA from Choloepus didactylus (southern two-toed sloth), 7261 nucleotides. It is a transcript of the gene SLC8A1, whose product is annotated as solute carrier family 8 member A1. The transcript has 11 exons. Gene Ontology annotation, molecular function: calcium:sodium antiporter activity. NCBI's taxonomy places the organism in Eukaryota, Metazoa, Chordata, Mammalia, Pilosa, Megalonychidae. The record is from RefSeq and is a predicted model, not a curated record. Gene Ontology annotation, cellular component: postsynapse; axon; sarcolemma. The coding region runs from base 523 to 3435 and encodes 970 amino acids. Gene Ontology annotation, biological process: calcium ion import across plasma membrane; cell communication; sodium ion transmembrane transport.
AGGAAACAGAAAAAUAUUCUAAGCGGCAGAGGCUCCGAGGCUCCCCAGGCGCUGGCUCCGCACUCCAGAAACUCGCCAGUUCUAGCCCACCGGAUUGCGGAGGGCGCCCCGGGGACGCGUCAGGGCCCGAGACUCCGCGGGCCGCGGCGGCGAGAGCGUGGCCGAGCGCGCGUGUGAGCGAGUGCGAGGCUGCGGGCGGGCGAGUGUGCGCGGGAGGGAGCGCGCGCGCCGCCCGGGCCCCGGCCCUCCCAGCCUCCCGGCCUCCGCGCCUGCCUCCCGCCCGCGCGCACCGACUGCCCGUCGCCGCCGCCGCUCCAGCUCGCGCGGGCGCUGCACCGGGGGCUGCCAGCCGCGUCCGUGCCCUGUGCUUUUCCAAGAAGAUGGGAGCGACCUCUUCCUGAUCGGGAGCUAUUUAGGAGGGAGUGAGUCGUAUUUCCUAGUAGCGUGGAGGAACGGGAAAGAAUACAUUCACACUCCCCAAACCAGUAGGUUGGGACAGUUGGAAGUCUGCCAUUGUACAACAUGCCGCAGUUGAUUCUCUCACCUACCUUUCCAAUGGGAUUUCGUCUGUUAGCCAUCCUGGCUCUCUUUUUUUCCCAUGUGAGCCAUGUAAGUGCGGAGACAGAAAUGGAAGGAGAAGGAAAUGACACUGGUGAAUGUACCGGCUCGUAUUACUGUAAGAAAGGAGUUAUUUUACCCAUUUGGGAGCCCCAAGACCCUUCCUUUGGAGACAAAAUUGCUAGAGCUACUGUGUAUUUUGUGGCCAUGGUCUACAUGUUUCUUGGAGUCUCUAUCAUUGCCGACCGGUUCAUGUCCUCUAUAGAAGUCAUCACAUCUCAAGAAAAGGAAAUAACCAUAAAGAAACCCAAUGGAGAGACCACCAAGACAACUGUGAGGAUCUGGAACGAGACGGUUUCUAACCUGACUUUGAUGGCCCUGGGAUCUUCUGCUCCUGAGAUUCUCCUUUCAGUAAUUGAAGUGUGUGGCCAUAACUUCACUGCAGGUGACCUUGGUCCUAGCACCAUUGUGGGAAGUGCUGCAUUCAAUAUGUUCAUCAUUAUCGCACUUUGUGUUUACGUGGUGCCUGACGGAGAGACCAGGAAGAUUAAACACUUGCGUGUGUUCUUCGUGACAGCAGCCUGGAGCAUCUUUGCUUACACCUGGCUUUACAUUAUCUUGUCUGUCAUCUCCCCUGGGGUUGUGGAAGUCUGGGAAGGCUUGCUUACUUUCUUCUUCUUUCCCAUCUGUGUUGUGUUUGCUUGGGUAGCAGAUAGGAGGCUUCUGUUUUACAAGUAUGUCUACAAGAGGUAUCGGGCUGGCAAGCAGAGGGGAAUGAUUAUUGAACAUGAAGGAGACAGGCCAUCUUCCAAGACUGAAAUUGAAAUGGAUGGGAAAGUGGUCAAUUCUCAUGUUGACAAUUUCUUGGAUGGUGCUUUGGUUCUAGAGGUCGAUGAGAGGGAUCAAGAUGAUGAAGAGGCUAGGCGAGAAAUGGCUAGGAUUCUGAAGGAGCUCAAGCAGAAGCACCCAGAUAAAGAAAUAGAGCAGUUAAUAGAAUUAGCUAACUACCAGGUCCUAAGUCAGCAGCAGAAAAGCCGAGCGUUUUACCGCAUCCAAGCUACUCGCUUGAUGACGGGGGCUGGUAAUAUUCUAAAGAGACAUGCAGCUGACCAAGCAAGGAAGGCUGUCAGUAUGCACGAGGUCAACACUGAAGUGGCAGAAAAUGACCCUGUUAGCAAGAUCUUCUUUGAACAAGGGACAUAUCAGUGUCUGGAGAACUGCGGUACUGUGGCCCUGACCAUUUUUCGCCGAGGUGGUGAUUUGACCAACACUGUGUUUGUUGACUUCAGAACAGAGGACGGUACAGCCAAUGCUGGGUCUGAUUAUGAAUUCACUGAAGGAACUGUGGUCUUUAAGCCUGGCGAGACCCAGAAGGAAAUCAGGGUCGGCAUCAUCGAUGAUGAUAUCUUUGAAGAGGAUGAAAAUUUCCUAGUGCAUCUCAGCAAUGUCAAAGUAUCUUCUGAAGCUUCAGAAGAUGGCAUCCUGGAAGCCAAUCAUGUUUCCACACUUGCUUGCCUUGGCUCUCCCUCCACUGCCACCGUGACUAUUUUUGACGAUGACCAUGCAGGCAUCUUUACUUUUGAGGAAGCUGUGACUCAUGUGAGUGAGAGCAUUGGCAUCAUGGAGGUGAAAGUAUUGAGAACAUCUGGAGCUCGAGGAAAUGUUAUCGUUCCCUAUAAAACCAUUGAAGGGACUGCCAGAGGUGGAGGAGAGGACUUUGAAGACACUUGGGGAGAGCUUGAAUUCCAGAACGAUGAAAUUGUCAAAACAGUAUCAGUCAAGGUAAUUGAUGAUGAGGAGUAUGAGAAAAACAAGACCUUCUUCCUUGAGAUUGGAGAGCCCCGCCUGGUGGAGAUGAGUGAGAAGAAAGCCCUGUUAUUGAAUGAGCUUGGUGGCUUCACAAUAACAGGAAAAUACCUAUAUGGCCAACCUGUCUUCAGGAAAGUUCAUGCUAGAGAACGUCUGAUUCCCUCUACUGUAAUCAACUUUGCAGAGGAAUUUGAUGACAAGCAGCCGCUGACCAGCAAAGAGGAAGAAGAGAGGCGCAUUGCAGAAAUGGGGCGCCCCAUUCUGGGAGAACACACCAAGCUGGAAGUGAUCAUUGAAGAGUCCUAUGAGUUCAAGAGUACUGUGGACAAACUAAUUAAGAAGACAAACCUAGCCCUGGUGGUUGGGACUAACAGCUGGAGAGAGCAGUUUAUUGAAGCUAUCACUGUCAGCGCUGGGGAAGACGAUGAUGACGACGAAUGUGGGGAGGAGAAGCUGCCGUCCUGUUUCGAUUAUGUGAUGCACUUUCUGACUGUGUUCUGGAAGGUCCUCUUCGCCUUCGUCCCCCCGACAGAGUACUGGAAUGGCUGGGCAUGUUUCAUUGUAUCCAUCCUCAUGAUUGGCUUACUGACCGCUUUCAUCGGAGACCUGGCUUCCCACUUCGGCUGCACCAUUGGCCUGAAGGAUUCCGUGACCGCGGUGGUGUUCGUUGCUCUUGGAACUUCAGUGCCAGACACGUUUGCAAGCAAAGUGGCAGCCACCCAGGACCAGUACGCUGACGCUUCCAUAGGUAACGUCACCGGCAGCAACGCGGUCAACGUCUUCCUGGGAAUCGGCGUGGCCUGGUCCAUCGCUGCCAUCUACCACGCAGCCAACGGGGAACAGUUCAAAGUGUCCCCUGGCACGCUGGCCUUCUCUGUCACUCUCUUCACCAUCUUUGCUUUCAUCAAUGUGGGGGUCCUGCUGUAUCGGCGGAGGCCGGAAAUCGGAGGUGAGCUGGGUGGGCCCCGGACUGCCAAGCUCCUCACAUCCUGCCUCUUUGUCCUCCUGUGGCUCUUGUACAUUUUCUUCUCCUCCCUGGAGGCCUACUGCCACAUAAAAGGCUUCUAAAGGAACAAUCAGAUAUAGCAAAUUUAUAUAUAUAUAUAUAUAUACAUAUAUAUAUACAUAAAGAUUUAUGUAUAAUGAACAGAGGAAACUGACGUUUGUCGUGUUCUCUUACCUGCUGAUGGAAUCCGGCUUGCAAGAGCAUACUCUGUACUAGGGCCGAAGCGAGAAACCAUCUCCUCCCAUUCCCAGGGGCAUCAUCGUAUUGAACAAGGCGUGGAGGCAGGGCCGUCCAUCCAUCUUUGCAGCUCGGCCUAGAAGGGAUGUACAAUCUCCAGAUUGAUAAAUCAUUAAGGCUUUGAUUUGUUUUCUUGUUUAUGCUUUUGGUUUUGGUGGGACUGGGGAGGUGAUUGAGGCUUGGCUUUUCUUUUGUUUUCUUUUGGUUUUUGUUGUUGGGAGGGUCAGGGGUUUUUCUUCUCUUUAUGAAAGGUGAUGACCGAGCCAAAUGCAAAUGUUAAAUCGUUAAGAUUCCCCUCCUCCCAAAUUUUUAAAAUUAUUUUUGAUUAAAAAAGGAUCUGGGCAUGGAAGAGGAAGCAUGUCUUCACUAUUUUACCAAGUUUCUUGCUCAACUCCAGAAUCUGAGCAGAAGGGAAUCUGCCUCCAAGAAGAAGCUCUAAUAGAGCCAGGAAAAGUGAUGGUUCUAGAUACUAUCUGGUAUUUAAAGACAUAAUACCUGGCACUGCUGUUCAACAAGUAUAGGGAUGAUGUGCCUAGAUUCCCAGGAACAUGCAAAAUCCUAUUUUUCUUAUCUUUUUAGCUCUGGACUAUGAUUAGUAAGGCCCUUACUCUGGUGAUCCAGCCCAGCUACUCCUCCUCAGUCCCCUGUCCCAACCCUCUUCCUCCUGACCCCCACGCCCGAUGCAAAUAGGAAGACUAGCCCCAUUCAAAGAGCACAUCAUCCUUUUCCAUUUGCAUCAAUAUGUGUCCCAGUCCCAUGUUGCUAUUGCCUAGGAUUAUCCAUCAGUUUUAUUUUCAAAAGCAUCCAUGGCCUGCACAGUCCUGUUCCAGUCACGACUGAACAUUUGCUCCUUCUUUUUCAUGUGCCUGUUUGGGAAUGUUGUUGUGAUACUUGUUACACAGUGCAUGGAUGAAAAACAAAACAAAAAGUGUAUUUGUAUAUAGUAGAGUGUAGCAUAUUCCAUCCUCCCAUUCAUCAACAUUGCUUGGACGUUGAAGACAUGAGUUGUUUUUUCACCUGAGUUGGUACUUUUGUGUUGUUAUUGAAUUUGAUUAUUACUCGGGAUAAAAGGAGAAAAAUGGCUUAUAUGUUCAUGGAUCUGCACAUUCAUUUCUAAGAAGCAAUAACUGUCAUGUGGAAAUUUAAAGUUACUGAGGGGUUCAGCAGACAAACUACAAAGUAUCUUAUGGAAUAUUAGCCAUGUGGAACACAUCAGAGGCCUGUAAGCAUCACCCGUUAAUUCAGGAAGGCCAAGGAGUAAGGUAUGGUAGAGAAGUGGGUGAGUUACACAUGCCUGGACUUUGAGAGCCUCCAUUUCUACAACACCCCUUCCCCCAAGUAUUUAUUUCACAUCUGCUCUGUCUGGCACAGAUGGUAGAUAGUGCUGGUUUAUUCAUUUUAUUUUUUAUGUAAAAGGCUAUUUUGAGCCCUAUUUCUGUCACCAUGCAGACCCCUUUGAUUGUAUCUGCAGUUUGUGAGUAGGAAAAAAGUCAGGUGGCCAGUGGACCUUGUAAGGUGUGUCUCCUUGACAUCUGACUGAAGAGCAAGCAAUUAAAUGAGAUCAGUGCCUCCCAGGAGGAUGGCACCGAGAGGUUUUUAACCAUUUACAAAGAAUGGCUCUUUCUAUUUCAAAAUACCAAAGAGCAUGGGAUAAACCCAAUAUUCCAAAGUAACGAGUCCACUAAUGAGGGAAAAGGAAUGAUUUUUGCCUGCCUCUCAGUGAUGUCUCUGCUUAUGGGGAAUCCCAGGAUAGAGACUUCUCUGUACUGAUUCAAAGAUAUUUAAGAAAUAAAAGCUGUUGAAACUUAUUUUCUCUUCUUCCAUUUAGUAAUCAUGAUCAAUUGUCAAUUCAUAAACAUUUGGUGGUUGAAUGAAUAAUUAAAUGCCGAUUACCCACUCAACAUGGCAGGUACUACGCUAUCUCCUGGGGACUAAACCAUAAACCAGGCAGCCCAGAUCCCUGUCCGUAGGGGUUUAGAGUUCAUGUGAUUGCUAUUUCCAUGAGUCAAGUCCAACACGGUCAUAUGGAAACAGUUUUAUCUUGUGGGGAAAACACGAUUAUGAAACUAACAUAAACACAUUGAAACUCUACAAAUAACAAUGGUCCAACUGUCUCAAAUACUGGGAUUUUCUUUAGGUAGAAAAUUAUAAACAUAGACUUGGAAGAGCACCCUAUUUAUCCUUGACCAAUCUUGCAGAUCUGUACAGCUCCCAUUUUAAACCAAGGAAAAGGCAACCAUGUUGGUGAUUGAGAUCAGGGGCAAGGCCUAGUUAAUCCCGGUUUUUUUUUUUAUCUUUCUUGGGAAACUACUCUUGUAUGCCCCACAGCUUUGUGAUUGCUCCCAUCUGCCACCGACUCAUGCCUGACCUGUCGUGGCCCAACACAGGCAGCCAUGAUCCUUUGGGGGGACACCUUCUAACCCGUGCUUUAUUUAAUAUUUAUUUUUUUUUUGAGAUUUACCAAGUGGAAAGCUAGCCUAGCAAUACCAAGGAAAUAUAGUUAAGGGAUGUAAGUUGCUUAAACAUUAGCAGGAUUUUGCACUCACUUUUUAGCUGGAUUUGGAAUGACAGUAAUUCCAUAGCGAAUUUUCACAGAGGACUUUAAGAAAUUCUUGCUGUUGGUCAAUUUCAAAUUCAAAGUUUUUUAGUUUGUUUGCUUUUUAAAUUUUCAUGCCAUAGGGAAAAUAUUGAUUCUGGUUUUUCAGGGUGGUUGUUAAUUAUUAUAGUUGUGUACAAUUAUUUCAUUUUAUUUGUUUGAUUAUUUCAUUUUGUGUGUAUUGUGCACAGCUUUAGGGAAAAAACUGCACUAAUUGUGCUGUUCCUUAUAAAUGAUAUACAUUAUUGACACAGACAAAUAAAGUUUCUAAUUGUUUCUGAUUUAACCACUAGUGAUACAGCAUAUUCUGUAUGGAAUGUUUUCUCCCUUUUCAUUGUCAUCUACUUCAUUUUUUGUUUUCAUGUUUUGAAGAAAUAAAGACCAAAAAGUAUUAUUGUGCAAUUGGUAUCCUCAUCCAAAAGAAAGAAGAUAGACACCCAGUAUUCAAACUCUUGAAAAUGUCAACCCUUUGGCCAUGCAAUGUUUCAUUUUUAAUUUCUCAAGAAAGCACAGUUAAGGGUCAGAAUAUUUGCCUAUCCUGUAGUGCUGAGAUAAAUAUUGGAAAGCAGUGUUAUCUUGGCAUUCUUCAAUUUCACUAAUUGUCUUUUAACAUAUAUUAGUGCCACUCUACCUGCAUCUUUUCUGUAUCCAAGGAAAUGAACCCAUACAGCCUUUUACUGUAUAGAGUAUUAUAUCAAAUCAAUCAAACCCAAUAUAAUUGAUCAUUGGAAAUGUGUAUCUAGCUGCUUCUCAAGGAAUAAAUAAGUGAAUUGGUCUUUUAGUAUCAUACACUGUAUUUCUCUCAUUUCCCGUAGAACUUCUGCCUGGCAUUGAUAAGUUCUGACUGUCUAAUUAUAUAGGCUAUUGACUUCAUGUAUCAUACAAUCAAACCUGUAUAGGGAGAGGUGACCCCAAAAGGGGAAUUAACAUUUGUGGGAAAAAAAAAAAGUUUUGACCCCUAAAGCUUGUGCACAUAUUUGCAAGUCUACCUUAAUAUCAGUGGAUUUAGUUCAUACUGUAAUCUAUAGAAUCUGUUCACUGUCUGCCUACAAAUG